Molecule: messenger RNA, 1260 nt
Organism: Penicillium odoratum
Lineage: Eukaryota; Fungi; Ascomycota; Eurotiomycetes; Eurotiales; Aspergillaceae
Gene: mpkA
Product: mitogen-activated serine/threonine-protein kinase SLT2
Exons: 5
Coding region: 1-1260 (419 amino acids)
Biological process (GO): protein phosphorylation; intracellular signal transduction
Cellular component (GO): nucleus; cytoplasm
Molecular function (GO): MAP kinase activity; ATP binding
Source: RefSeq, a predicted model, not a curated record
AUGGCUGAUUUGCAGGGUCGCAAGGUCUUCAAGGUCUUUAACCAGGACUUCGUCGUGAACGAGCAGUACAAUGUCACUAAAGAGCUGGGUCAGGGCGCAUACGGUAUCGUAUGUGCUGCGACCAACGUUCAGACCGGCGAAGGUGUCGCCAUUAAGAAGGUCACCAACGUGUUCAGCAAGAAGAUUCUCGCCAAGCGAGCCUUGAGAGAGAUCAAGCUGCUCCAGCACUUCCGAGGUCACCGUAACAUUACAUGCCUAUACGAUAUGGACAUCCCCCGACCGGACAACUUCAACGAAACAUAUCUCUACGAGGAGUUGAUGGAGUGUGACUUGGCGGCCAUCAUUCGUUCUGGACAGCCUUUGACCGAUGCGCACUUCCAAUCCUUCAUCUACCAGAUCCUCUGUGGUCUCAAGUAUAUUCACUCAGCCAAUGUGCUGCACCGCGAUUUGAAACCCGGAAACCUGCUCGUCAAUGCCGACUGCGAGCUGAAGAUUUGCGACUUUGGCCUGGCCCGUGGCUUCUCCAUUGACCCCGAGGAGAAUGCUGGCUACAUGACCGAGUACGUUGCAACAAGAUGGUACCGUGCUCCAGAGAUCAUGUUGAGCUUCCAGAGCUACACCAAAGCCAUCGACGUGUGGUCAGUGGGAUGUAUUCUCGCCGAACUCCUGGGUGGCCGUCCCUUCUUCAAAGGCCGUGACUACGUCGACCAGCUGAACCAGAUCCUUCACUACCUUGGAACACCAAAUGAAGAGACCCUCGCGCGUAUCGGCUCCCCCCGCGCCCAGGAAUACGUUCGCAACCUGCCCUUCAUGCCCAAAAUCCCCUUCCAGCGACUCUUCCCCAACGCCAACCCAGACGCCCUGGACCUGCUGGACCGCAUGCUUGCCUUCGACCCCUCCUCCCGUAUCUCCGUCGAGGAAGCCCUCGAGCACCCUUACCUGCACAUUUGGCACGACGCCUCCGACGAGCCUACAUGUCCCACCACCUUCGACUUCCACUUCGAAGUCGUCGACGAGGUCCACGAUAUGCGCAAGAUGAUCCUCGAUGAGGUCAUUCGCUUCCGCAGCACCGUUCGCCAGCAGUCUCAGGCUCACGCCGCUCAACAACAGCAGAUGCAACAGCAGACCAAUGUUCCCAUCCCCGACCAGCAGGGCGGCUGGACGACCGAGGACCCCAGACCCCAGGAGGCUGCCGCCGCCAGUGGACACAUGAACGACCUGGAGUCCUCGCUGCAGCGCGGCAUGGAUGUGCACCACUGA